CUAGAAGGCUUCAAACAAAAGGCUCAAAGUUCGUGCGAAUGGUCGGACAGUUGCGCUAAUUAGGCUGAGCACCAUUGCUGCUCAGGAUAUUAUCAGAAGGGUUAGUGGCGAGGAACAAUUGCUCUAGUUAGGCUGGGCACCAUUACUGGUCAGGAUGUCAUCAGAAGGGUUAGUGACGAGCAACCCAGGACUCCUGGUACUUAAUGAAUUUCCCUAAUAGUAGACUUGAGAUAAAUGCUCGUUUGUGUUGAACUGAUAAGGAUUAUUUCUGUUUAAGAUUUGGAUUUUGAUUAUGGAUGAUUUUCCAUUGUUUCUCCUUUUUCAAAUGCAUUUUGAUUCUCAAACGCAUUUUUUAUGAAUUUAAGUAUUUAACGACCGGCCGGUCUAGUGUGUGACACUUGCGGUGCAGCUAACAAUUAUUUUAUUUCCGUUCUGCCAUUUCAUUCCGGAGCGGAGAAACCCAUAAAACAGGGGAUGCAAUGCAUUUCCUCUUUUCAUUGAUUCAUUGAUUCCCUCCAUGGAUUUAUCUGGACGCCUUCUCUAACCAGAAGAGGUCUGCACCUUUAUGACGCACUCCCAGCUACAGCUGAUCCCUAGCCGCCUGCUAUUACUAAUCAAAUCGCAACCAGUAAAUCUCAGAAAAGGGUUUCUUCAGUGGCUGCCUCCCAGUUUUGCUUUAUAAAGGGAGGGAGCAAUACUCCGAGGGGGAGAAUUGGGAAUCUGAAUACAUUACGCUAUGCCACUAUACGUCCUCAUCAUCUCAUGAUCUCGCUCUUGCGAACAAAGCUACCGGCAAUCCUUCCCAAACCGCCGUCGUCAUUUCCGACAACCAUGAGCGCGUCUGGGUCGAGCCGGCUGCUGGCCCUAGCCCAACAGCUCCGCCUCUACGAGCCGCCAGCUGCAUCGCCCGAUGAAAUUGAGGAGCAGGCCAUGGAGGAAACUGCCGGCAAGGUGAUUACCCAGGUGGGUUUUCAAGAAUCGGCUACCCCGAUUGCGAAUCAAUCCGAUAGAUUCAGACCCAAAAGAGCGGCGGUUCUGGUCUGUAUCUUUGAAGGCGAUUCCGGCGAGUUUCGUGUCAUCUUGACCAAGCGAUCCUCCAGAUUGUCCACUCAUUCUGGUGAAGUUUCAUUGCCUGGAGGGAAAGCUGAGGAGGGUGAUAAGGAUGAUGGAGACACAGCAACCAGGGAAGCUAAAGAGGAAAUUGGGUUGGAUCCUUCGCUGGUUGAUGUUAUUACAGUUAUGGAACCCUUCUUAUCCAAGCAUCUCCUGAGAGUAGUUCCUGUUGUAGGGAUUCUAAGGGAUAAGGAAGCAUUCAGUCCUGAACCAAAUCCAGACGAAGUUGAUGCAGUUUUUGAUGCUCCUUUGGAAAUGUUCAUUAAGGAUGAACAUCGGAGGGUAGAAGAGAGGGAGUGGAUGGGUGAGAAGUAUCUAGUGCAUUUCUUUGAUUAUGAAACCGGGGGAAAUAAGUAUGUGAUAUGGGGAUUAACAGCUGGAGUUCUAAUAAAAGCUGCAUCAGUGGUCUACCAGCGGCCUCCAUCAUUCUUGGAGCAGAAUCCCAAGUUCAAGUUCCCUCGCCAUGCAAACACUGGUACUGUUAUGCCUCAUUGAUAUCGUUCAUGCUGGACAUACAUCCGUCUGAACUCUUGUAUUAUGAUCCAUUGAGCUCGAAUUUCUUCGAAUGGUCGAGCGGAGCUUUGCAUGUAGCAGUAAAAUUGAACUAUGGAUACAUAUAUUACGUAGGCUAAAUGCUAAUACAAAUAUUAUUAUCUACCUGCAUGGCAUUUGUAUCACCUCAAGCAGGGUCAAUCCAAGCACACAAAUAAACUUCCUAGAAGGUUGGAAGUCAUCCAUGGUAUUUUCAAGCAAUCUUUUCCACCGUAGAGAAACAUGGUGUGGUAACAAAUAGCAUGUGUGAUCCCAAAUUGUCGACUUCCAAUCAUCCAUUUCAUUCUCAAUCAAAUCUAUAAACUCGAACCAACUUGCCAAAGUCACCCACCAAUACUGCCAUGAUUUCACCUCCACAUUCCACUACAUACUUCAACUCGAACUCAUAAUCGUCAAAAGAUCUUAAAAUGGCUAACCAACUUUGUCUAGUAACUUCCAAUCAUAUUCGUUCCAUUUCCAUUGCAAGUCGCCCCUAUAACCACCAUCACCGUAGCUAAAAACUUCCAGUCUCCUUACUAUAUCCAGGAAGUAAAACUUAUCCCCUAGAAAAGCUAGAGUAUUGUGAUCGCUUGGUUUGAAAUCUUGUCGUGCAAGGUUGGGUCACAGUUAGUCGGGUUCUGGUCAAUUAAGUUCGGAUAUAAUCGGGUUGUGGGUUAAUUGAGUCACGUUAAUUGGGUUGUGAACCAUUUUGGUUUUGGGUCAAUUGGGUAUGGGUCGGAAGGGUUGUGAGUUAUUGACUUUUAGUCAACUCGGAUUACAUGGCAGGUUGAUCCGACGGGUUACUCGAGUCGGGUUUUAUUUUGACAUCUCUAUUUGGGAUGAACUUAAACUGAUUUGGUGGUCGGGUAUCGACACAUAAAAGUAUAGUCUUUUUUCUUUAGGUAAAUACAAUUUAGUAUCCAAACCUUUCAUCUUAAACAAUAUAAUAGCCAAACCUUUUCGAAAACAAUCUAAUAUCCUAAUCGUAAACUUUCCGUUCGUUUGACCGUAAGUUGACACUUCAAAAAAGCUUUGUUUAGGGGAAAUUGUCACAAUACAACUUUGUUUUCUUGUUUUGGCAUUGCAGAUGACUGAAUAUUUAGAUAUUAUAUACCAUCAUGGUGGAGUCAUGGACUUCUCGGGUUUGGAACUACGAUAUGUUGAUGGUUUUUCAGAGAAGAUAUCGAUGAAUAUUGAUGAAGUGUCGUACUUCGAACUUUUUUGAAGCGUCAACUAACUGUCACCUAACAAAUAGAUCUCUACAUCCUGUAAUCUAAUCAAGUCAGGAAAUCAAAGAAACGACACAUAGUCGGGUACAAUGUAAGAGCCUUUCUAGCCACCAAAUGGGCUACCUUAUUCUACUUUGACCUACAAAUCGUAUAUUAAGUCCAAUGUGAAUCGUGAAUACAACACUACCUCCUCGAGGAUGACCCCUAUCCGAUUAUCUCUGGAAUCAGGGUGAUUGAUUUUAUCAAUGAUGACAGCAUAGUCAAACUCUCAAGGAGCAGUCCAUCUCGUCCUAGGAAGAGCUCCACCAUCUUAUUCGGAUUAAGUUUUGAAUGAGAACUGUCGUAGAAUUCUUGGAAGAGAUUAAAAGGGUUCGCUAAAACAUAUCCCACAAAAAAGCUAAUUUUAGUGGCGGAUGAUCUCGCUAAGAAUAUGGUUACACGGAACUUCGUUGGGUAACUUCUCCACCAUGUGAUGCAAAAAAAUAUUGAUAACAGAACAUUUGGUACCAAAUGAAUUAAGAAUUCAUUUCAUUGUAAAAUGAAUUAUCAUGUAGAAUUUAUUGUCAAAUAAAUUUUUGCGUUUGGUAUAUUAUAUUCAAAUUUUUGAAAAUAGAAUGAAUUGUCAUGUAGAAU
Linum trigynum is the source of this 3506-nucleotide messenger RNA. The record is from the annotation of a GenBank genome assembly. Lineage: Eukaryota; Viridiplantae; Streptophyta; Magnoliopsida; Malpighiales; Linaceae.